AUGGGAGAUCAGAGAACUGAUCUUUACUUCGUCUUCAUGAGUUUUGAUCCCAACGACGAGCGCCUGCGUGCGGAUCGGUGGGUGAAGGAAUGGAGGCGGCUUGAUGCCUACCUGUGCAAGAAGCACGGCCGGUUGCUGGCAAAGCUUCUCCAGCCAAACACCUACAAGAAGAAAUCUUCCCUCGCCAUCGUCGAUGGCUGCACAGUGGAGAUCUCCAAAGAGCAGGCAGCCAUUCUUGGAUCUGCCAAGGAAGUGAGGGUGGUCGAGAAGAACCAAGAGCUGGCUUGA
Musa acuminata AAA Group (dessert banana) is the source of this 288-nucleotide messenger RNA. RefSeq lists its product as uncharacterized. The record is from RefSeq and is a predicted model, not a curated record. The coding region runs from base 1 to 288 and encodes 95 amino acids. NCBI's taxonomy places the organism in Eukaryota, Viridiplantae, Streptophyta, Magnoliopsida, Zingiberales, Musaceae. The transcript has 3 exons.